GUAUCGAUAGGUGCACAACAUCAACAAUUGGGCCGCAUUGUAAUUGUUGCAAAAUGUUAAAUUUCUUAAAUAAAUCGCGACAAUUGCUAUAUCCAGGUGUUCGCAAUCUAUCAAACACUCUCACAGCUCGCCAAAGCAAUGCAAGCACCGAAUCCACAACCGCGGCAACCAAUGAAACAAUUGUUUCGAAGCCGGCACUAAUUUUACCACAGAAUUAUGCAGAGUAUGCGCCGGUAAACAGGAACAGUGCACGGCAAGCAUGGAUUGAGAAUACUGAUGCGGUAAAGGAGCGUAAAGUUGGUCUAAUUGAAUUGCAUCCGGAUGUAUUUGCCGCCCAGCCGCGCGUCGAUAUCAUACAGGAGAACAUCGAAUGGCAGCGCAAGUAUCGUUAUGUAAGUAUGGCACAUGCCAAGACACGCGCUGAGGUGCGAGGAGGAGGUCGAAAGCCCUGGCCGCAAAAGGGCAUGGGACGUGCUCGUCACGGCUCCAUACGCUCCCCGUUGUUCAAAGGCGGUGGCGUCAGUCACGGUCCACGUUCGCCGACAACUCACUUUUACAUGCUGCCCUUCUACAAGCGUGUGCUUGGCCUGACAUCGACACUCAGCGUGAAACUGGCUCAGGAUGACCUACAUAUAAUUGAGAACGUGGAGAUACCCACACGGGAUGCACAGUUCGUCAAGGAUCUGAUACAGGAACGCAAUUGGGGCCCAUCAGUGCUAAUUAUUGACAAGCAAGAUAUCUUUCCGGAGAACAUAUGCUACGCUACCGAUCAUCUGGGCUAUGUGAAUCUAAUGCCCGCCUUUGGACUAAACGUCUACUCUAUGCUGAAGCACGAUACUUUGGUCCUGACUGUAGAUGCAGUGAAGCAUUUGGAACAGCGGUUACUUUACCAGCUGCAUCGUAAUGAUGCAAUCAGCAAGGGCGGCAAAUUCAAGCUGGAUCAAGUUUAAAAAUAGGUCUUCAUUAAUUGUAUUUAAAUAAAUGCAUUGUUAACAAAAA
Molecule: messenger RNA, 999 nt
Organism: Drosophila innubila
Lineage: Eukaryota; Metazoa; Arthropoda; Insecta; Diptera; Drosophilidae
Gene: mRpL4
Product: 39S ribosomal protein L4, mitochondrial
Exons: 2
Coding region: 54-950 (298 amino acids)
Biological process (GO): translation
Cellular component (GO): ribosome
Molecular function (GO): structural constituent of ribosome
Source: RefSeq, a predicted model, not a curated record